Maylandia zebra (zebra mbuna) is the source of this 1650-nucleotide messenger RNA. It is a transcript of the gene gap43, whose product is annotated as growth associated protein 43. NCBI's taxonomy places the organism in Eukaryota, Metazoa, Chordata, Actinopteri, Cichliformes, Cichlidae. Gene Ontology annotation, biological process: regulation of growth. The record is from RefSeq and is a predicted model, not a curated record. Gene Ontology annotation, molecular function: protein binding.
AGAGAGAGGGAGAGGGUGAGAGAGAAGUGAAAGGGAGAAAAAAGGGAAGAAAAGAAGCAGAGAAGAAAAAGGGAGGAUACUACAACUAUGCUGUGCUGCAUAAGAAGAACCAAACCGGUGGAGAAGAAUGAGGAGGCGGACCAGAAGAUUGAACAGGAUGGCACCACCAACAAACCCGAGGACAAGGCCCACAAGGCUGCCACCAAAAUACAGGCCAGCUUCCGUGGACAUAUAACUCGGAAAAAGAUGAAAGACGGAGAGGAGGAGAAAGAGGGUGACAGUCCUGCUGCUGCAGAGGAGGCAACAGAGGGAGGAGAGGAGGCAAAGAAAGCGGAGGGAGAGGAGGCACCUGCUAAGCAGGAUGAAGCCGCAGGAGAAGAGGCUAAGAAGGAGGAAGAGGAGACAAACCAAGCCAAAAGCCCUGUGGCAGACAAGCCAGCUAACUCUCCGGCAGCUGCUGCCACAGCAACGUCUCCUGUAGCGGCCGCCCCGGCUGCUGCGUCUCCCACGGCCGCCGCAGCGCCCUCUGAACCCAAGAAAGAGGAGCCAAAAGCGGAGGAGAAAGCUGAGGAGAAGCCCAAAGAGGUGGAGGCCCCAGCCAAGAGUCCCACCACGGCCACAGCUGAAGAGAAGAAGGAGGAGAAGAGCGAAGAGAAAAAGGAGGAGGCCAGACAAGCCGACGUGCCUGCUGCUGUCAGUCCGACAGCUGAGAAGGAGGAGCCUAACCAAACAAAAGGUAAACAAGAUGCUGCAGAGGAGUCUAAAGGAGAGGAGGCCACCCCGGCAGAUGCAGAGGCGGAGGCCACCGAGUCCAAGGAUGCUUAAGGCUAAAGUCUAACUUAAUGAAAGCAGAAUUAAAAGUAUGAAGAAUACCACAAAAACGAAAAAUCUAAAAAGGUUGCUCUUUGCCUUCUCAAUGUGAAGGCAGUCCGUUUCUAUUUGUUUGUCAUUUUUUGUGUGGCAAUGAUUUUCUCAUGUUGGGGGAGUUUCCAGCGUGAAGUUUUUUGGCUCAAGCUAACACUGUACUAUGCGCAAGUGAUGACGAUGCUGACGACGACGGUGAUGAUGAUGUUGAUGUUGCUGAUGUUUAUGAAAAGCGACUCUUACCGUGAUGGUGAUGAUGUCGAGGUGGAUGAUUUCAUUUGGUACAUCUUCACUAUUUGAUGUAAAACCGGGGGUGGAAUGAACGCUUCCAACUGGAUAUUUACACAUUUAAAAUUUCAAAAAAAGAAUGCAUUGCCAAUGCGCCGUAUUGUAUUUGCAUUGUAAUGCACUUUCUUUCUUCAGACACAUUUUGCAAAUGAAAUCCGUAUUGCAAAUGCACGCACAAAAAGACAACCAGGUUUAUAAAUGCAAUUCAUGUUUUCGACACGAUCCAAGUGUACUGAGAACACAACAAAGAGGUAAUGUACUGACACACUGAAUGGAUAAUAGAAUGUAUGAUUAAAUGUGUGACAUUUCCAGUUGGGGCAGCUUUAUCCUGAAUCCCAAAAACAAUAUUUACUCAACUUUCUCUAUUCUGCUUGAGUCAUUCAAGCUUGGUUUACACCCCUUUUACAAACUCUGUAUACUCACAGUUACAGUAAAUAAAGGACCUAUUGCCAUUUAAAUGAUGUGAUCAUAUAAUAAAAACUCUAGAAAUCAACUAUA